Molecule: messenger RNA, 1255 nt
Organism: Sphaeramia orbicularis (orbiculate cardinalfish)
Lineage: Eukaryota; Metazoa; Chordata; Actinopteri; Kurtiformes; Apogonidae
Gene: sdhaf4
Product: succinate dehydrogenase complex assembly factor 4
Exons: 3
Coding region: 83-382 (99 amino acids)
Biological process (GO): mitochondrial respiratory chain complex II assembly
Cellular component (GO): mitochondrion
Source: RefSeq, a predicted model, not a curated record
GACGUAAGUAUGCACGACAUGUUAUUUAAGUGUCAAAUUGUAGCACAAAAAAACUGCUGCUCUAUGAGUGUCAGGGACAGACAUGUCUCUGCUGCGGUUUAAUGCUUCACUGAACAAAUAUGUGUCAAAGAGCGUUUCUGUGGACUUCAUUUUUAAAGGCUUUUCAAGGGCAGCUAGCGGAGCCGGUAAGGACCGGGAGCCUCUGAAGAAGCCUAAAACCCCACAGGGUCGACUUGACAACACAGAAGAGAAGAGUGGAGACGUUCUUGAAAAGUUCCCUGACGAUGUGAAUCCUGUAACAAAGGAAAAAGGGGGGCCCCGGGGCCCGGAGCCUACCCGCUAUGGAGACUGGGAAAGAAAAGGCCGCUGUGUCGACUUCUAGCCAUGUACUAUAUUGAAAAUCAUAAGUUUUACAUUUGAAGAUAUGCAGUCAGUGGAUAAUUGCUGAGUACGUUCACGUCUUAGAUCAGAAGUGAAGAAUGAGGAUAAGGCACAGCCUGUUUUUUCAGGAGAUCAUUUUCUUCACAUAAAAAUACUUGGAUGUAUUCUGUCAAAGUAAUGUAGCAAGUAUAUUGUAAGUGGGUCCUGACUGGUUGCAGGCACAGCGUUAUCAUUUAAGACUGGACUGUAAAACUACAUUCCUGACACCAUGUCAGAAUUACUUAAUACUCUGUAUUUUGUUGGUCGAAUCACCUAUAUUCAACAUGUUUUGCUCUUUGGUGAUGUUCUAAUAAGGGUGUGGUUCUAAGUGCUGGUCAUGGAAGUUCACUAUGUUUUGUCACCAUCUAUGAAUGUUCAAUAAAAACAAUGGCAGUUCUAUUUUUCAUUCAGUAUAUGUUUUGAGAACAUUUUUUAGAUACAUAUAUAAUCAUGUGAUUGCAGAUUGCAGUUCUCUGGGUUAUUAAUAUAAAAGUUAAUGCAUUGCUUCUUACUACUUUACUAUUAAAUUAUUCUAUUUACAGACAUGUUAAAUAAUCAAUUUGUGUAAAUCACCACCUUAUGAACAUAAAUCAUUUCUAUAUUCAAGUGAAAUGGGUUUUAUCAGAUGAGAAAUUAUAACACAUUUAAAUUAAUUUACAAUAUGAACAAGAAUAAGUUCUUUUUACAUAAUGUGUAGCCAAAAAGGAUGAAGGUGCGACAUUGACAUUACAUUUGAAUAUUUUAUUACCUCCUUAAUGGCUAAUGAGUCAUUGGUUGACUUGUGUUUAUACAAAUAAGUAUUCCGUAAAUGUCGGUCAUUCUGAAUAUAUUUAUG